Naegleria fowleri is the source of this 1881-nucleotide messenger RNA. RefSeq lists its product as uncharacterized. Gene Ontology annotation, cellular component: endoplasmic reticulum membrane. Lineage: Eukaryota; Heterolobosea; Eutetramitea; Acrasida; Naegleriidae. The record is from RefSeq and is a predicted model, not a curated record. Gene Ontology annotation, molecular function: GTPase activator activity. Gene Ontology annotation, biological process: positive regulation of GTPase activity; endoplasmic reticulum to Golgi vesicle-mediated transport. The transcript is spliced from 2 exons. Bases 1 to 1881 code for a protein of 626 amino acids.
AUGCGAAGAUCAUCAAAAGCAAAGCGAGAACCAUUCAGCGAUGAAGAAGAGAAAUUAUCUUCCUCUCCGAUUCCUACGACGACCUUGUCUUCUUCCGUGUUUUUAGAUUCAUCUCAUGGAUCAUCGUCAUCAUCAACAACAACAGCAUCAUCCUUAUCCACUUCAACAUUUUCAAGCAUUGCUUCGGGGAAUUAUUCAAGAAAUUCAAAAACCGUUAAAUUGGAACAAAUGAUUAAAGAGAUUCAACAACAUCAAUAUUAUAGAAGGCUAGUUGAGAAAGCAGAAAGGAUAAAUCGUAAUGAAACAAUAUCCUCUGCAGGUUCAUCACACUCGGAAAAGGAUCAAUUUCCGAAUAAUGAAUGUGGAGAGCUUGAUGAGGACAAACAAUCAUUUACUCAACUGCUUCAUAAAUUGAGAAGACUUAUUCUCUCAGCUCCGGUCACUCUCGGGUCUGGAGAGCAUGAAACAAGUCUCGGAUGUAUGAAAGACUCGCUUCGACAAUUUAUUUGGCCUCUUUUAUUACAUGACUUGGAUCAUUUAUGCAGAGACAAAAGUUCAGUUUUUCAUAUCAUUAAGAAAAUUGACAAACAACAUGAACAAUAUGAACAAGUGGAAAAGGACGUGGAGAGGUCAAUGUUCAAAUUUUUAGCUCCAUUCUUUGGUCAAUACAAUAACCAGGUCAUUUAUAUGAAUACAUCGAAUGCCAGCAGUAGUAGCAGUUUGAAUGGAGGUGUCUCUAAAAACACAGGAGCAAAAACAAUGAAUCUUGAGCUGAGUUAUAAGAGAAGAAAUUUAAGCUUGGUCGUAAACUCAAUCCUUCAAUUGUACAAACGAUUCAAAGAAAAAGCGGAAAAUUCAAAUUUUGCAGAGGAAAUUGUUCCACUUUACUAUUUUCAAGGUUUUCAUGAAAUUUGUUCCGUUAUGCUGUUAACGUUUCAGGACAAUUUAGAAACGACAUUUAGAUGUUGCUACCGAUUAGCAACUAACCACUUCUACGAUUCUAUGCAUUCUCCAAAUUUAGAUCAAGCCAUAAAAAAAUGUGCCAUGGUAAUCACAAUUUUGGAAGAGAGUGGUCACCAUGACAUGUGCGAAAUAUUGAGAGAGAGCGGCGUGGAUCAAGGCCAUUAUGCGCUGAGUUGGAUUUUGACAUGGUUUGCACAUGUUAUUGAACAAGAUUGUGGAGAGAAAGAAGAAAACGAGGAUUCGUCUAACGGCACGAGCGUUGUCUCAGACAAUGCCGUGGUACCAAGUCUUUUCCUAGUUCAAACAUUAUUUGACAUAUUUUUGGCUGUUGGAAAUCCAUUCUUUGUGGUGUAUGUUGCUGCAAGUGUGGUUAUUGAGAGAAGAGAAGAAUUAUUAAUUUUAAAAGAAGGAGGUUCUGCCACCACCGUUCGUCAAAAAUUAGCAGCCGUUUCAGGCGGAAGAACUGAAAUUGAUUUUCCAUUUUCAGCUGAUGAAGAUGACGAUAACAUUAAUUACAUUGAAUUUACAGUGAUAUUUGGCCUUUUGAAUAGAUUUCCAAAGAAUAUAACACCAAAAUGGCUUGAGCGAGUUGUAAAACGAGCUCUCCAUCUUUGGAAGAGUCAUGACUACCGAAAAUUGUGCUCUCCAGAAGAGUUCACAAAUGAAUUUCCAUUCCCAUAUUUAUGUGAAUGUGAAGAUUUUUCGAAUUAUCAUGAAUCGGUUGCUGAUUAUUGGAGAGAUGAAGAAGAGGAGCGAUUACUUCGUGAAGAAAAGGAACGAGAGGAGGCUGAAAAGAGAAGAAAAGCUCAACAACAGCAUUUAUCAAAAGUAUUCUUUGUGGGAGGCAGUAUUGUCGUUGCCGCUGCUGCAUUUUACUUUUCUGCUCAAUCUUGGUUUUUUCAUGCCACAUUCAAGUAA